Trematomus bernacchii (emerald rockcod) is the source of this 1896-nucleotide messenger RNA. It is a transcript of the gene knop1, whose product is annotated as lysine-rich nucleolar protein 1. The record is from RefSeq and is a predicted model, not a curated record. The coding region runs from base 195 to 1763 and encodes 522 amino acids. The transcript is spliced from 6 exons. NCBI's taxonomy places the organism in Eukaryota, Metazoa, Chordata, Actinopteri, Perciformes, Nototheniidae.
GCUCGUCGCUAAGAGGAAACGGGGGGAACUACUUCCGGGUGAAGAGAGGACACUGGUAUCCACGUGAAUUAUCAAAGAGUGCAAAGUAAAGUGACUGGCCCUGCAAAAAGACAUUGAUAAGCUGUUCCAGCUCAGCCAAACCCUUGACAAGCCAGCGGUCUUUUGCCUUGGAGAGAGAAAGGGGGAACAUUAGGAUGAAAGAAGAGCAGAGUCAGGAGAAAUGUGUUAAGAAGGAGAAGAAAAACAAGAAAGUAAAAGCCUCUCCGCUGGAAAAUAACAACAUAACUGAUGAAGAUGGGAGCCAAGUUGUUAUGAAAAAAGAAAAGAAGGAAAAGAAAAGUAAAAAAGUUGAUAUUAUUGUUAUAGAUUCAGAAGAGGAGUCUUCGGAUGGAGGUGGUGACAAAGUAGAGAAGAAGAAAAAAAAGAAGAAUGUUGUUUCUGAAUCUCUAAAUGGUGUCAAUGGUUCUGACACCAAGAAAGAAAAUGACAAUCAAAUCAGUAAAAAGAAGAAGAAGCAGGUGGAAAAGGAAGAGUUCAGUUCAGUGAAAGAAGAAGAAGAAGAAGUAGAAAAGAAACAGAAGAAAAAGAAAGCCAAAAAUAAGUCUGAGCAGAUUAAAUCAGAAAAUGAGGAGGAGGGAGAAAAGCAUGGUGUAAAGGAUAAGAAGAAGAAAGCCAAGAAGCGAAAAAACAUUUUAGUAGUAAGUACAGAGGAGAUUGAGGAGCAAGUUAAAGGAAAGAAAAAGAAAACCAUUGAACCUGUAGAUGGUGACACAACAAAUAAAAAGUCCAAAGUGGAAAAAAAUGGAGUGAUGUUGGAAACACCAGAGGGAGAAGAGGCUAAGGUAAAAAAGAGAAAAAAGUCGGCUGAUAGUAAAGAAGAUGGAAGUGAAUUAGGAACAAUCCAAAACAAAGUUAACAACAAAAAGAGCAAAGAAGCAUCAGAAGAAAAGGUACACGAAAAAAAGAAAAAGAAAUCUGCAGAGAGUGAGAUUAUUGUCAUCGACGAAGUUGAGACGGAGCCAAAGACCAAAAAAGAAAAGCGUAGAAAAGCUUCUGUGGAGGUCAGUGAAGUAGAGGACACAGAGCCGAAGAAGAAGAAGAAGAAAAGGGGAAAGGGAGAGGGAGAGGGGGAAGAAGCAUCAGAACUCAAAUGUGAAGAAGUUCAGGAGCACUGUAGUGAACCUGCAGGAAAGAAGAGCAAAAAGAAGAAGAAGGAAGGCUCCACUGAAGAGGAAACCCCGGUGGAGAAUGUGAGUUCUUUAACUAGUGCCGAAAAGAAGAAAAAGAAGAAGAUUAAAGAAGAGUCGGAAGACCAACAUGAAUCACACAACGUCCUGGACGUGGUCUUCCUGUCCGAGAAAACAGGAAACACUGAUGAGGUCAACAUCAACCAGGAAAGAAGACAGUCUUUACAAAUGGAAGUCGACAACGCCUCCCAACCUCCAGCCAAACCAACGGGCCUCGGCCAGUGGAGCACCGCAGAGUUCAACAGCUCUGAGAAGCAGCAGAAGUUCCUCCGGUUGAUGGGCGGCUUCAAAAAGGGUUUCCAGCCGGCAUCGGACAGCAGCGGGGCGGCAAACAUGGCGCUGGGGAAGGGCGCACAGGAACAGCUGCAGCAAGGGCUUGUGGGAGAGUUUGAACGUGCACAGUCGCGUAGGAUUGACUUCAGUAACAGGGGCACAGGACUCGGGUUCACUCCAGCUUCGAACAAGAAGUUCUUCAUUGACAUCCAUUCAAGCCGAUCAGUUCGCUUUGAUGAUUGAUCCAAAUGUGUAUGUGAAUGGAUAUAAUCUUGAAAACAUGUGUGUAUGGUUGUGCAAACGUUGUAGACGUAUCACAAAAUAAUAUUAUAACAAAUUGCCAUUGUACAUAUUGAACAUCUUCCUGCCUGAUGAA